UGUGAGUGUGUCUCAGUGCUGACUGGAGCACAGACGCGCUGGGCUAACGGUAAUGCAAGGAUUCUCUCUCUCUCUCCCUCCCAAGCGUCUCAUUGCCUUGUAAAAGUUGGCGUUAGGAGAAACCUUGGCCGUUAAAGCGACUUCCCUCCCCAACAGGUCCUUCCCGUGUCGGGAUCAUUCAUCUCCCACCUUCUCUCAGACCAGGAGCAGAGAGAGAGGGGCUUCAACCGCACAGCUGGGGUCUAGCGAGGGGCGGGGAGUCGAUGUCCGCUGGCAGGACAGCCUGGAAGAAGAUGUUUCAGACUGUCCCCGACACUUCAUCUUACGUGAAGGAGGCUCUCUCGGUUGUGAGUGACGAUCAGUCCCUCUUUGACACCUCCUACGCCGCUGCCCACCUGCCCAAAGCGGAUAUGACGGCCUCGGCCGCCGCCGACUAUGGACAGACCCACAAAAUCAACGCUUUGCCCCAACAGGAGUGGAUCAACCAACCGGUCCGCAUGAACAUCAAACGGGAAUAUGAGCACAUGAACGGCUCCAGGGACUCCCCUGUUGACUGCAGUGUCACUAAGUGUAACAAACUGGUCAGCGGCUCCGACCCCAACCAACUAAACUACAACAGUUACAUGGAUGAGAAGAAUGGCCCACCCCCUCCCAACAUGACAACUAAUGAGAGAAGAGUCAUCGUCCCAGCAGAUCCCACGCUGUGGAGCCAGGAGCAUGUCAGGCAGUGGCUGGAGUGGGCGGUGAAGGAAUACGGACUGGUGGACGUUCACGCGAAUCUGCUGCACAACACCGACGGCAAAGAGCUGUGUCAGAUGAACAAAGAUGACUUCCUGCGCCUCACGUCCCUCUACAACGCAGAGGUCCUCCUCUCUCAUCUCAAUUACCUCAGGGAAAGUAGUUCUCCAUUAACCUAUUCCACGUCAACUCACACUGACCAGCCCGCACGCCUCCCAGCCAAAGAAGAUCCUUCCUACGACAGCAGUAGACGGUCUGCGUGGGGUGGUAAUAUGAGCCAUGUGACUAAACCAUCUCCUGGAGCCUCUCAGAGUGCGAACAAGAGCACGGAGCAGUCUCGCACCCAACCAGAUCCUUACCAGAUCCUGGGACCCACAAGCAGCCGUCUUGCCAACCCAGGUAAGAAGGGAAGCGGUCAGAUCCAGCUGUGGCAGUUCCUGCUCGAGCUGCUGUCAGACAGCUCCAACGCCAGCUGCAUCACAUGGGAGGGGACCAACGGGGAGUUCAAGAUGACAGACCCUGACGAGGUGGCCCGUCGCUGGGGCGAGAGGAAGAGCAAACCCAACAUGAACUACGACAAGCUGAGCCGAGCUCUGCGCUAUUACUACGACAAGAACAUCAUGACCAAGGUCCAUGGCAAGCGCUACGCCUACAAGUUUGACUUUCACGGCAUUGCCCAGGCCCUGCAGCCUCACCCCACAGAGUCGCCCAUGUACAAAUAUCCAUCAGACCUCUCCUACAUGACCUCUUACCACGCACACCCGCAGAAGAUGAACUUUGUGUCUCCACACCCGACCAGCAUGCCGGUCACCUCCUCCAGCUUCUUCGGGGCAGCCUCGCCCUAUUGGAGUUCUCCCACCCCAGGCAUCUACUCCAACCCCAGUGUCCCUCGCCACCCCAACACCCAUGUCCCCUCUCACCUGGGCAGCUAUUACUAGCCUCGGAUCUCCCUCCUGCUUGUGAUUUUAUGUGGACCCCAAAACCCAGGCUAGGCCCCUAGGGACCCUGGAAUAUCGGGUGGCCUCGGAACUUUAGUGAACACUACAUCUAAUUCUCAAACUGGAUUUUUGCCCAUUCCUCGAUCGCUGACUUUGGGGAUGGAAACGAUGCGAUCUCUAACCUUCUCCGUCUGCUAACCUAUAGCCAGAGUGGAUUAUCGACCGGUCUUGAAACUCUGAAUCGUGUGAGCUUAUAACUAACCUGGUAGAACCUGGUCAACAAGAAGCCUUCUCCCUGAGGGUGGAGGGGGCGGGAGGCGAGAACAAGCUUUAAACCCAUCGAAGGCUCUUCAGUCAACCAUUGACUUUGGCCAAUGGUGGAAGGUGGCUCCUCGUAUCAGUUACCAACACUGCAAUCGUGAAGCAGUUACCUACAUCCUAACCAGCAACAUAUUAACCAAACCACAUAUUUAAAUGGCUGUGGAAUCCGUAACAUAUUCUCAGACUGUAGGAGGUUACCGUGGACCAUUUGAUGUCACCUUUUUACCCCAGCUCUCGAUUCCACAGGAGAGACUGUGCUGAGGUUCUCUAUUCCGUAAGGAGCUCUCAAUAAGGAGUGUCCUCCUCAGUGGAAUGAACCGACUGAGGGUUGGGACUAAUUGACCGAAAGAUGACGUCCUGAAGGAAAGACUGUCGCCACAUCGAACUGUAUCUUAUCCUUAAGGAAAUACUAAAAAAAAAGCCAAUUAGAUGACACAGGAUUCGCAAACGCUGUGCGUUUGUAAGAACUCAACAUUGGAUCAACCACGCGUCCUUGUAUGAAAAGCAACUUACUGUAUAAAUUAUGCAGAAAAAAAUUUUUUUUUCCUUUGACAGUAUAUUACGAGUUGACCUCGGUCACCAAUGCAGGUUUUUUUUAAACUAUCAAAUCCAUUUUGACGAAAUAUAGUCAUUUUGUAGCUCGUGAAACGUUUAUCUGUACAUUUGGGCUCUAGCUUUCUACUGACUAAAGGGAUGCGUAGUGAAGUCGUUGUUGAGAAAAUGUUUUUAUAAAGUCUUACGUAUGACGGAGGCACUGAACAGCUAUUUCCUAUAAAUUGCAAAGAGCUGCAAGUGAAUUUUAUUUUGUUUCCCCCUCCCCUCCCCUGUGUCUUUAGGUAGUUAGUUGCUUUUUGAACUGUUUUUUUUAAGGUAGCUUUUUCUUUUGUUGUUGUUUAAAUAAUCACUCACACGAUCUCCCCCAUUAAAAUGAGGGCGUCGCCUAACUAUUAUAUGCAAUUAGUUCUUUGAUAACUAUGUUAACUUUGCAAAAAAAAAUAAUCCUUUGCAGCAUAUUAAGUAUUAAAACCAAAACACAUAACAGGAGGAUUUUAACCUCUGACACCACAAUAAACUGUUGCCAUAGACAGCUGGAUCUAUUGUUACGUACCUGUAUUUUUUUUAAUGUGGAAAAAGAACUGUGUACAAGUGAAGCAAUGGCGUGUAUGACAGUCUCUCACACUAUGCAACAUUUUCAAUAAAUUGCACCCACGGGGAGUGCCUUAAUGACUCGC
Molecule: messenger RNA, 3229 nt
Organism: Callorhinchus milii (elephant shark)
Lineage: Eukaryota; Metazoa; Chordata; Chondrichthyes; Chimaeriformes; Callorhinchidae
Gene: fli1
Product: Fli-1 proto-oncogene, ETS transcription factor
Exons: 10
Coding region: 264-1676 (470 amino acids)
Biological process (GO): cell differentiation; regulation of transcription by RNA polymerase II
Cellular component (GO): nucleus
Molecular function (GO): sequence-specific DNA binding; DNA-binding transcription factor activity, RNA polymerase II-specific
Source: RefSeq, a predicted model, not a curated record